AUGCUGACGACCUUAUGUCGCUUGCUGAUGGGUUCGUCCCAGACGCGACAGAACGGGAUAGAACCACUUCGCAGGGAUUUCUGGAAUGACUACACCUACCAUCUGCUGGAAGAGGUGCGGGAAAAGUCUAUGUACUACUAUUCGCGUGUGAGAAGAAAGGCCUGGGUAUUGAUCGGAAUCUUGGCCGCGCUGGUUAUUAUGUACCUUGCUACCGUCACCGUCACUUUCCAGCGACCAUGCAUCAUCCGUGACGGACACUCCUGUGACCACCCUGUUAUUCGACUUGCCAAAAAUGCUCAGAAAUCGUUUAACACGACCCGAGACGCUCAAUCCCAGUCUCUCGAUGAAGCUGUUGCCGAAUACCGCCGGCGUUACCAGAUGCCGCCGCCUCCCUAUUUUGAUAAAUGGUACGAGUUCGUGACGGAGCGCCAGACGAUGAUGAUCGACGAGUUCCACAAUAUAUAUCAUGCCAUUCUUCCCUUCUGGGGCCUCGCUCCGAGCACGAUCCGCGCGCGCGCCCGAGAGGACUUAGGACGCCCAAACGUCCUGAUGGAGGUAACUAUUCAUCAUGGUCUGCCAAUUUACAAGAAUGGCGGCCAAGGCAAUUUCCAGGAAGAUGGGACCAUCGAGUCGCUACGAAAAUUUGCGUAG
This is a messenger RNA of Penicillium oxalicum, 651 nucleotides long. RefSeq lists its product as uncharacterized. NCBI's taxonomy places the organism in Eukaryota, Fungi, Ascomycota, Eurotiomycetes, Eurotiales, Aspergillaceae. The record is from RefSeq and is a predicted model, not a curated record. The coding region runs from base 1 to 651 and encodes 216 amino acids. The transcript has a single exon.